GUAGGCGCGAACCCCAGACGGGUGGUGGGACUGCCGCUCCCGGCGCCACCGGCAGCGUGGGCACGGGAAGGGGGCGCGUGGUACGACCCACGCCCCGCCCCGCCCCGCCGGAAGUGAGGUGUCUCACCCUCCAAGUUCCGGCUCGCAGGGGGUGGGGAGUGUUGUUAACCGGAGCCGCCUCCGCAGUCGCGGGCAUUGAGCGGGCUCGCGGUGCUGGGCUCCUGGUCCUCAGGCCAGGGCAAUGUUCCGAACUGCCGUGAUGAUGGCGGCCAGCCUGGCGCUGACCGGGGCCGUGGUGGCUCAUGCUUACUACCUCAAGCACCAGUUCUACCCCACGGUGGUGUACCUGACGAAGUCUAGCCCCAGCAUGGCAGUCCUGUAUAUCCAGGCCUUCGUCCUUGUCUUCCUCUUGGGCAAGGUGAUGGGCAAGGUGUUUUUCGGACAGCUGAGGGCAGCAGAGAUGGAGCACCUUCUGGAACGUUCCUGGUAUGCUGUCACUGAGACUUGUCUGGCUUUCACCGUCUUUCGGGACGACUUCAGCCCCCGCUUUGUUGCUCUCUUUACUCUCCUUCUCUUCCUCAAGUGUUUUCACUGGCUGGCUGAGGACCGUGUGGACUUUAUGGAACGCAGCCCCAAUAUCUCCUGGCUCUUUCACUGCCGCAUUGUCUCCCUUAUGUUCCUCCUGGGUAUCCUGGACUUCCUCUUCGUCAGCCAUGCCUAUCACAGCAUCCUGACCCGAGGGGCCUCUGUGCAGCUGGUGUUUGGCUUUGAGUACGCCAUCCUGAUGACCAUGGUGCUCACCAUCUUCAUCAAGUAUGUGCUACACUCCGUGGACCUCCAGAGCGAGAACCCCUGGGACAACAAGGCUGUGUACAUGCUCUACACCGAGCUGUUCACAGGCUUCAUCAAGGUUCUGCUGUACAUGGCUUUCAUGACCAUCAUGAUCAAGGUGCACACAUUCCCUCUCUUCGCCAUCCGGCCGAUGUACUUGGCCAUGAGGCAGUUCAAGAAAGCUGUGACUGACGCCAUCAUGUCUCGCCGAGCUAUCCGCAACAUGAACACACUGUACCCAGACGCCACCCCAGAGGAACUGCAGGCGAUGGACAAUGUCUGCAUUAUCUGCCGAGAAGAGAUGGUGACUGGUGCCAAGAGACUGCCCUGCAACCACAUUUUCCAUACCAGCUGCCUGCGCUCCUGGUUCCAGCGGCAGCAGACCUGCCCCACCUGCCGUAUGGACGUCCUUCGGGCAUCGCUGCCGACCCAGUCACCGCCGCCCCCUGAGCCUGCAGAUCAGGGGCCACCACCUGCCCCCCAUGCCCCACCACUCCUGCCCCAGCCCCCCAACUUCCCCCAGGGCCUCCUGCCUCCCUUCCCUCCAGGCAUGUUCCCACUGUGGCCCCCCAUGGGCCCCUUUCCACCUGUCCCACCUCCCCCCGGCUCAGGAGAGGCUGCGGCCCCUCCGUCCACCAGUGCAGCCGCCCUUUCUCGGCCCAGUGGAGCAGCCACAACCACAGCCGCUGCUGCUGCCUCUGCCCCAGCACCUGGCCCUGCCUCCUCCCCGGAGGCCAGCCCUGCCCCCGGCUUCCCCUUCCCGCCUCCCUGGAUGGGCAUGCCCCUGCCUCCGCCCUUUGCCUUCCCCCCGAUGCCUGUGCCUCCUGCAGGCUUUGCCGGGUUGACCCCAGAGGAGCUGCGGGCUCUGGAAGGCCAUGAGCGACAGCACCUGGAGGCCCGGCUACAGAGCCUGCGCAACAUCCACACGUUGCUGGACGCUGCCAUGCUGCAGAUCAACCAGUACCUCACCGUGCUCGCCUCCCUGGGGCCCCCCCGGCCUGCCACCGCAGUUAACCCCACUGAGGAGACUACCCCUACCGCUGUUGCUGCCACCUCUUCCACCAGCAGCCCCAGCUCUGAGGCCACCACUCCAUCCCCAGGAGCCUCUCCACCAGCCCCUGAACCUGAAAAGCCUUCAGCUCCUGAGUCAGCAGGCACCGAGGAGCUGCCUGAAGAUGGGGAGCCUGACGCAGCAGAGCUGCGCCGCCGCCGUCUACAAAAGCUGGAGUCCCCUGUUGCCCACUGACAACGCCCCAGUCUUGACCUGCCCCCUCUCGAGCAGCCCUCGCUGGGACACAUCCUGCCACCAAGUGCCAACUCCCUCCCUCCCUGCACCGGGGAGUAGUAACCCCCAGCUCUGGGUGGAGGAGGUGGCACCCCAGACCAAGUGGAAAGAGGCUGGAGGCCCCAGCCAACUCCAGCCCUUACAGUCCCCUGGCAGCCAUGGGGAUUUGGGGUCACUUCAGGCUUCCUCUCCAACCCUUCAGCCCUAUAUUCUGCUGGGCCUGUGAAGGCAGAAAGGUGCAGCAUCUGAGACGCCCUCUGACCCCCCCAACGCCCUUCUGGGAGAAGGGGCAGCCCCUCUGAGCCCCCCUUGUGUGUGGAGUCACGCUGCAGUGCCGAACAGUAUUAGCUCUGGUUCCCGAGUGUGGACUCAAGGGGCUGGAGGCAGGCCAGGAACUUGCUCCUGGGCCCGCCCACCAAGACUGGUACCUAACCCCUUUUCCUACCUAAACUCUGCGGAAGCUCUUUGCAGUGGUCUGCUGUGCCCUUUGUGCCCUGUGGCACUUUGAUGUCUUACUGGCAGCCACACAACUCAGGGAAAGGAGUAUCUUGGGGGGGACGGGCAGACUGCGCUGAGGGGCCCUGCUCUGCCCCUCCCCCCCGGGCCUUUUCUCCCUGUAGUUUGUUUGAGGUGAGACUUCAGUCUCACCCCGCAGGCACCAGGCAGCCUCACUCUAGGCUGAGAGCUGGGGUGUCUGCUUCUGAACCACUGCAAGCCUCAGAACCUACAGAAAGGCCACUUCUUAACUUGCAGAAUUUUUCUUGAGUUUAGAAGAAAGGGAGUUACUUCCCUGCUAUGUCUUCUGGCUUAAAUUUUUGAAUUGGAAUGCCUGACCCCAGGAAAGGGGAGCAGGAGUGCUGAGCUCCUCAUCUUUCCAGUUUAGAAAAGGCUCUGGGCCAGGUAGGGCCCACAGGAGCCAAGGCCUUGCCUGCCCCUGUCUUUUUCCCCUUGGUUUUAUGUUACAAGAGUUGCUGGAGACAGUUUCAGAUGAUUAUUUAAUUUGUAAAUAUUGUACAAAUUUUUAUAGCUUAAAUUGUAUAUACAGCUAAAUAAAAACUUGCAUUAAUGACUGGUG
Molecule: messenger RNA, 3191 nt
Organism: Cervus elaphus (red deer)
Lineage: Eukaryota; Metazoa; Chordata; Mammalia; Artiodactyla; Cervidae
Gene: SYVN1
Product: synoviolin 1
Exons: 16
Coding region: 242-2077 (611 amino acids)
Cellular component (GO): cytoplasm
Source: RefSeq, a predicted model, not a curated record